CCGCCCUCCUGCCCGUGCCCUGGGCCAUGUCGUCCUCCGACGAGGAGACCCUCAGCGAGCGCUCCUGCCGGAGCGAGCGGUCGUGCCGGAGCGAGCGCUCCUACCGCAGCGAGCGCUCGGGCAGCCUCUCCCCCUGCCCCCCCGGGGACACCUUGCCCUGGAAUUUACCCCUCCAUGAGCAGAGGAAGAGGAAGAGUCAGGAUUCGGUGCUGGACCCGGCCGAGAGGGCUGUCGUCAGGGUCGCAGAUGAACGGGACAGAGUCCAAAAGAAAACCUUCACUAAAUGGGUCAAUAAACACUUGAUGAAGGUGCGCAAGCACAUCAAUGACCUCUAUGAAGACCUGAGGGAUGGUCACAACCUCAUCUCCCUCCUGGAAGUGCUGUCGGGAGUGAAGCUGCCACGUGAGAAGGGGCGGAUGCGCUUCCACCGCCUGCAGAACGUGCAGAUUGCCCUGGAUUUCCUGAAGCAGCGACAGGUGAAACUGGUGAAUAUCCGCAAUGAUGACAUCACAGAUGGCAACCCCAAGCUCACCCUGGGGCUCAUCUGGACCAUCAUCCUCCACUUCCAGAUCUCUGACAUCUACAUCAGUGGGGAGCUGGGGGACAUGUCAGCCAAGGAGAAGCUCCUGCUGUGGACACAGAAGGUGACAGCAGGUUACAUCGGGCUGAAGUGCACCAACUUCUCCUCCUGCUGGAGCGAUGGCAAGAUGUUCAACGCCCUCAUCCACAGAUACAGGCCAGAUCUGGUGGACAUGGAGAGGGUGCAGAUCCAGAGUAACCGGGAGAACCUGGAGCAGGCCUUCGAGAUCGCCGAGCGCCUGGGGGUCACACGGCUGCUGGAUGCUGAAGACGUGGACGUUCCCUCUCCAGAUGAGAAAUCUGUGAUCACUUACGUGUCUUCCAUCUACGAUGCCUUUCCCAAAGUCCCCGAGGGAGGAGAAGGGAUCAGCGCCAUCGAGGUGGAUUCGAGGUGGCUGGAGUACCAGACCCGUGUGGAGUCCCUCAUCUCGUGGAUCAAGCAGCACACGAUACUCAUGUCAGACAAAUCCUUCCCCCAGAACCCUGUAGAGCUAAAGGCACUUUAUAACCAGUACAUACACUUCAAAGAAACUGAGAUCCCAGCGAAAGAGCAGGAAAAAGGACAGAUAGAGGAGCUCUACAAACUGCUAGAGGUUUGGAUUGAAUUUGGACGCAUCAAGCUGCCCCAGGGCUACCACCCCAACGAUGUGGAGGAGGAGUGGGGCAAGCUCAUCAUCGAGAUGCUGGAGCGCGAGAAGCUCCUGCGGCCGGCGGUGGAGAGGCUGGAAUUGCUGCUACAAAUCGCUAACAAAAUCCAGAAUGGUGCUCUGAGCUGUGAAGAAAAGCUCACCCUGGCGAAGAACACGCUGCAGGCUGAUGCUGCUCACCUGGAGUCAGGCCAGCCAGUGCAGCACGAGGCCGACGUGGUGGCGUUCCUGCAGGAGAGCGAGGGGCUCAUCCGCCAGCUCCAGGUGGACGUGCAGAUCCUUCGGGACGAGAACUACUACCAGCUGGAGGAGCUGGUGUUCAGGAUCAUGAGGCUGCAGGACGAGCUGGUGACGCUGAGGUUGGAGUGCACCAACCUCUACAGGAAGGGUCACUUCUCCACCCUGGAGCUGGUGCCCACCUCCACGCUGAGCACGACCCACCUGAAGGGCGAGUCCCUGACCAAGGGGCUCCACACCUCCUCGGCCUCCUGGUUCCGCAAGCCCAUGACCAGGACAGAGCUGGUGGCCAUCUCCUCCUCUGAAGACGAAGGCAGCCUGCGCUUCGUCUACGAGCUGCUGGCCUGGGUGGAGGAGAUGCAGAUGAGACUGGAGCGGGCAGAGUGGGGCACUGACCUGCCAAGUGUGGAAUCCCAGCUGGAGACCCAGAGGCACAUCCAUGCCAGUGUGGAGGACCUGGGCUCCAGCGUGAAGGAGGCCAGGAUGUAUGAGGGUAAAAUGUCUCCGAAUUUCCGCGCCAGCUACACGGAGACCUUGGGCAAGCUGGAGACUCAGUACUGCAAACUGAUGGAAACCUCGAGCUUCAGGCUGAGGCACCUGCAGAGCUUGCAUGGAUUCGUGUCCCGGGCCACUGCUGAGCUGAUCUGGCUGAAUGAGAAGGAGGAGGAGGAACUGGCCUACGACUGGAGUGACAACAACCCCAACAUUGCAGCCAAGAAGAAUUACUUCUCAGAGCUGACAGCAGAGCUGGAAGAGAAGCAGGACAUCUUCCGUUCCCUCCAGGACACGGCUGAGCUGCUCUCCCUGGAGAAUCACCCUGCCAAGCAAACCGUGGAGGCCUACAGCGCUGCUGUGCACACCCAGUGGCAGUGGAUCAAGCAGCUCUGCCUGUGCGUGGAGCAGCACGUGAAGGAGAACGCUGCCUAUUUCCAGUUCUUCAGCGACGCCCGGGAGUCGGAGACGUACCUGCGGAACCUGCAGGACUCCAUCAAGAGGAAAUACUCCUGUGACCACAACACGAGCCUGACACGGCUGGAGGACCUCCUGCAGGACUCCAUGGAUGAGAAGGAGCAGCUGAUCCAGUCCAAGAGCUCUGUUGCCAGCCUGGUGGGACGCUCCAAAAGCAUCGUCCAGCUCCGGCCCAGGAACCCAGAGCACGCUGUGAAGAGCACCAUCCCCAUCAAGGCUGUCUGUGACUACAGGCAGAUCGAGAUCACCAUCUGCAGGAACGACGAGUGUGUCCUGGAGGACAAUUCCCAGAGGACCAAGUGGAAGGUGAUCAGCCCCACAGGGAACGAGGCCAUGGUGCCUUCUGUCUGCUUCCUGAUCCCCCCACCCAACAAAGAGGCCAUCGAGAUGGCCAACAGGGUGGAGCAGCUGUACCAGAAAGUGAUGGCUCUCUGGCACCAGCUGCACAUGAACACAAAGAGCCUCAUCUCCUGGAACUACCUGAGGAAGGACAUAGCCCUGGUGCAGAGCUUCAGCAUGGAAAAGCUGAGAUCCUUGGCUCAAGGGGAGUGUCAGCAAGCCCUGAAGAGCCUGCAGGGCCACUACGAGGAUUUCCUGCAGGACAGCCGGGACUCGGAGCUGUUCUCCGUGUCGGACCGGCUGCGCCUGGAGGAGGAAGUGGAGUCUUCCAAGGAACACAUCCGGCAGCUGCUGGAGUCCAUGGAGAACGAGGACAAGGAUGAGACCGUAGCCAGGACCUACCUGUCCCAGCUGAAGAACAUCCGCCUGCGGCUGGAGGAGAGCGAGCAGCGGCUGCUGAGCCGCAUCCAGGCCCCGAGCAGCGCCCGGGCAGACGGAGACACCAUCCAGGAGAACACGCUCCGCAUGGCAGAGCAGGAGCACACACAGGAGGAUCUGCAGCAGCUGCAGUCGGAGCUCCGGGUUGUGUCUGAGAGGUGUUACAGCUUCCUGGACAAGGCUCCUGCAGGGCCCAGCACGCCCCACCUGCGUUCAGAGCUGGACUUGGUGGUGAACAAGAUGGAGCAGACACAUGGGCUGUCUUCCAUCUACCUGGAGAAGUUGAAGACGGUUGACAUCAUUAUCCGCAGCACCCAGGGAGCAGAAUCCCUGGUGAAAGGCUACGAGGUGAAGCUGAGCCAGGAGGAGGCUGUGCCUGCUGACCUGGCAGCCAUUCAGACCCACAGGGCAGCCCUGCAGCAAUGGCUCGGGGAGGUGAAGGACAAGGGCUCCGUGUUCUCCACGCUGGAGGAGGAGAUGGUGAAGGCAAAGGAGGUGGGGGAGCAGCUGUUCAGGCUGAGGCAGGAGCGCAGCAUCGACCUGGAGCGCUUCCAGGAGAAGGGGAGCCAGCUGUGGGAUCGCUGGCAGCGAGUCUGCGCCCAGAUCGAGACCCGCCACACGGAGCUGGAGAGCAUCCAGGAGGUGCUGAGCGAUUACCGGCAGUGCCACAGCGCCCUGAUCCAGUGGAUCGAGGAGAUCACAGCCCAGCAGGAGCUGAUGAAGCCUGGCCAGGCUGAGGACAGCCGGGUGCUGUCGGAGCAGCUCAGCCAGCAAACGGCUUUGGCUGCAGAGAUUGAGAAAAACCAAGCCAAGCUGGACCAGUGUCAGAAAUUCUCCCAGCAAUACUCGGCCGCCGUCAAGGACUAUGAGCUGCAGCUGAUGACCUACAGGGCCUUCGUGGAGUCGCAGCAGAAGUCGCCCAUGAAGCGCCGGCGGAUGCUCUCCUCCUCAGAUGCCAUCACCCAGGAGUUCAUGGAUUUGAGGACUCGCUACACAGCCCUGGUGACUCUGACCACCCAGCACGUGAAGUACAUCAGUGACGCCCUGCGGCGCCUGGAGGAGGAGGAGAAAGUGGUGGAGGAGGAAAAGCAGGAGCACAUGGACAAGGUGAAGGAGCUCCUGAGCUGGGCUCUGGGCUUGAAGCAGAGUGUGCAGGGCAGUGCAGCAGCUGCUAGCAGCAGAGAGCUGGGAGACAUCGAGAAAUCCAUCUCAGAGCAGCAGACCCUGAAUGAGGAGCUGGCUGCAAAGAAGGGGCAGGUCUCUGAGGCCAUCAAAACUUAUGAAAUCUUCCUGGCAAAACACAGCCACAAGCUGUCCCAACCAGAAAAGGACCAGAUUUCUGCUCAGAUUGGUGCUCUGAAGGAAACCUACCAGGCUCUCUGCAGCAACUCCACAGAGCAGCUCCAGCAGCUCCAGAGCCAGCUGGCUCAGGAGACAGAGCACAAGGGCAGCGAAGCCGUGGCAGGAGUGAUCGAUCUUGGCACGGUAGAAAUAUUCCCUGUCUUUGGGGCCAUGCAGAGAGGUCUCAUAGAUCAGGACACAGGCCUGGUCCUCCUGGAGGCCCAGGUGAUCUCCUCUGACUUAGUUGUCCCAGAGACCAGUGAGAAACUCUCCUUGGAGAAAGCUCUGGCAAGAAACGUCAUUGAUCUCAGGGCAUUCCAGGUGCUGCAGGAGUUGAAGGAUGCUCUCCAGCAGGUGGAAGAAGUCAGAUGUGAAGGGAGGCAGCUCCUCCCCGUCGUUGCUGCCAUAGAAGAGGGGAGGAUCAGUGAGAGCAUUGGGCUGAAGAUUCUUGAGGCUGAGCUCGUCACUGGGGGCUUUAAAUUCCAGCAGGGCAGAAUCAGCAUGGAGACAGCAGUGCAAGAAAGGCUCCUUCCCCCCCAGCUUCACUCCAGGCUCCUGUCUCACCUGGAAGGUGGCAAGGAUUUGAUUGACCCCAACACUGCUGAGAAGAUCAGCCUGCCUGAGCUCCUGGACAGGUGCAUCACCCACCACGAGACUGGGCUGAGGCUGCUCCCAGUCAAGCAGCUGGCGGGUGGGAUGGUGAGCCUGAGGUCAGGCAGGGAGGUCAGCAUCUUCCGGGCAGUCCAGGAGGGGCUGAUAGACAGGCAGGUGACCAUCAGGUUGCUGGAAGCCCAGCUCUUUGCUGGUGGCAUUGUUGACCCCAGGACAGGACACAGGCUGAGCGUGGAUGAGGCUGUCAGGCAUAAUUUGAUUGACCAGGACUUGGCCUGCACGCUCCUGAUCCGGCAGCUCCAGACUGGUGGGAUCGUGGACACCACCACAGGAGAGAGGCUGGCCAUGGAUGAAGCCCUCAGGAGGGGUUUGGUAGCUCCAAGGAUUGCACUGCUGGUCCUGGAGUCCCUGUGGUCCUUCAUGGGGAUGCUGUGGCCAGAGACAGGGGAGAUGGUCCCUGUUGCAGAUGCUUUGGAGCAGGGGAUCCUCUCCACGGGGUUGGUUGAGGAGGCUCUCAGCAAGAGGCAGCUCCUCCAGGCUGUUUUUAUCCCAGAAACCACAGAGGUGGUGUCCUGGCAGGAGGCAGUGGAGCAGGGCAUCCUGGAGAGGGAGGUGGUGGAGAAGCUGAAGUCGACAGCCAUUCCUGAUGUCCUGGCCAGCGUGCAGCUCUCUGGAUCUCCAGGCAGGAGCAGGCAGGGGCAGAGCUCCCCUGGAAGGAGCCCCACAGGUCAGGAGGAGCCUCUGCUGAGGAGUGAUGAUGAAAGGCUGAUGUUCCACUUGAUGACCCACAGCUACAUCAACAUCCACGAUGGCCAGAAGGUGCUCUUGGUGGACACAGAGUUGAAGAAUCUCACUAAAGCUCUCAUCCAAAGCCAAGGAAAUGGAUCCUGUGCACAGGGCUUGGAAGGCUUGGAGGAGACAGAGGCAGGAGCAGCUCUGGAAAGUGAACCUUGCAAUGGUUUGGCUUUGCAGCAGCUUGAGCUUCAGAUUGCUCCUUCAAAAGGUGAAAGUGAGGAGAUCCUACCACCCAGAACUGCUUUGGAGAAUGGGGAGGUGGUGGUGGGACCUGAAGGUCUCCUCUUGGAGGAUGCAGAGGUUUUCCUGCAUGUGGAAGAGCAGGAGCAGAUUUCCCCUGAACAGGAGACCAUGAAGAGUGAAACUGAUGCUGAGUUUGGAAAAGAACAGGUGACUUUAACAACCAGGGAUAAACAUCAGCUAAAAUUAUUGAUGCCAGAACCUCCCAGUGACCUUGAUAGUGGAUUAAUCACAGAAACAGAGGAAAUGAUGAUUGAGGGAGAAGAGUCCAAGCCUCCUGCAGCAGAUGGAGUGGAAGGUCCCGAAUAUCGGAAGAGGGCAUUGGAAAGUGGGGCAGUGGUUGUGAAAAGUGAAAUCUGCAUAACAGUGGGUGUUCCAGAAAGUAGAGACAGACUGAAAAUCGUGGCAGAGAGGUCUCAGGGUGUGAGGGAACCUGAACGAGAGGCAGAAGGUGUCAGAGAGGUUGAUUUGCUGAAGGAGGGAAGAGUUGAAAACGGUGUGCUGGGAGGAGAGGAGGUUGUGCUCCCUGCACCUGGAGAGGCAGCACCAGCAGAGAGGCAAAGCACGGACAUGGAAACUGUGCUGGAAGUGGAAGAGGGAGAGCAGGAAGACGUGUUGGGUGGUGAGGGCGUUGAGGAGCCAUCCCUGCCAGCCCCUGAGGAGCAGGAAGCAGAGGACACUUUGGAAAAGCUCCUGAUGCAGCUCCAAAGGGGUGGCAUCAGCCACGAGCAGACGGGCAGGACCCUGCUGCUGGAUGAGGCCGUGGCCUCUGGAGUGGUGUCCGGCCACACGGCCGUCAAACUGAUGGAGAGGAUGAGGAUGUUCAGUGGCUUCUUUGACCCUCAGGCCUGUGAAUCCUUGACCACUGAGGACGUGAUUGAAGAAGGUCUGAUGGAUGAGGAGCUGCUCCAGAAGGUGCUCACCUCUGACAAAGCCAUCAGUGGUGUCCUUGACCCAGGCAACAACUUUGUCUACUCCAUCAAGGACGCUGCUGCCGUUGGCCUCCUGGACAGGGAGACGGCGAUGAGGAUCUUGGAAGGGCAGGUGGUUACUGGAGGCAUUGUUGACUUGAAACAUGGCAAAAAAGUGUCAGUGACUUUGGCUUCGAAUCUGGGCCUCAUAGAGCCAGCGAGUCAGACAGAGCUGGUCAAGCUGGAGAAGGCUGCCAGGGGGAAAGGCACUGAUGAGGCGACCAGGCAGAAGCUCAUUAAUUUACAGGCUGAGACCAGUGGGAUUGUGGAUCCUGAAAGCAAAAGGCCUCUGACUGUGGCAGAGUCUGCUGAGAAAGGGCUCCUGGAGAAGGAGAAAGCUUUUCAGCUCUUGACCAAGCAGGUGGCUGAUGGAGGGAUCAUCCAUCACGUGUCUGGGAUGAGGCUUUCGGUGGACAGCGCCAUGAAACACGGUUUGAUCAGUCCAGAUCUAUGUGAGGAGCUCAGGAAAGCUGAGAGUGUGGUCCUGCAGAGCUUUGUCCAUCCAGCUACAAAGGAGAAGCUGCCCUUGCCCCAGGCAGUGGCACUGGGGCUCGUUAGCCCAGAAUUCCAGAGGAAGGUGCAGGAAAUCCAGGCUGAGAGUGGAAGCAUUCUUGAUCCAGCUUCUGGCCAGAGACUGGCUCUGAGCCAGGCAGUGCAGGAGGGCUUGGUGCCCCAGCAGGUGGUGGAGAAAGCCCUGUCAUCUUCAGAAAUGAGAGAAGGCAUCGUAGACCCCGAGACCUGCCAGGUUGUUCCCUACUCAGAGUUCCUGAAGAAGUGUAAAAUCGACGUUGAAUCCGGCCAGAGGUACCUGGAGGUCCAUCCCUUCCAGGCCAUCAGGGACGAGGUGACAGGGACCAAGCUGCCGUGUGCUGAGGCAGUCAGGCUGGGGAAGGUGGACCCCCUGCCCACCCUGAGGCUGCUGCAGGCACAGGCAGACAGUGGAGGGGUGGUGGAGGGCUCUGUCAGCAAGAGGCUGUCCCUGAGGGCAGCUGUGGAGCAGGGGGUGCUGGAUGAGGCCAUGGCCAAAGUCAUCGCCACCAACCAGCUCAGGGCUGGGGGAAUUGUUGAUGCCCCCGGGGGGAAAAGGUUGACUGUGAAGGAAGCUGUUGGAAAAGGACUGAUUAGCCAAAAGUUAGCUGCUGGACUUCGGGAGGUGCAAAUAUCCAAGGAGGAAGUUGGUUCUGAGGUCUUCAAAGUAGAAAAAAUGCAACUUUGGCAGGAAAAAAUAGAAAAACUGUCUCCAGAAGAGGAGGGUGUCAUCCUCCCUGCCAGGUCUGAUGGUGCUGAGCCCAAAGCUCAACCUGAACCUGUGAGCUAUGACACAGCCCAGAGUGCAGCUGCUGCCACUGAGAAAUCCCCCAAAGCACGGACAGAAAGGAAAUUAAAACCCCAGGAAGCUCCAGAGGGUGAUGUCCAUCCCCAAGAUGAACAUCAUCAUCAUCAUCUUCAUCACCCCCAGGCAAAGGCUGAGGUGACUCCAGAGCACCCCUCAGUGUUGGGGACAGUGUCUCUCCCUGAAGGGACAGUGGUGGCAGGGGCUGUGGGAAAAGGGAUCCCAAAAGGCAGCUCCCAAGUGAGAGCAGCCCAGGGCAAGGAACUGAGGGAAGAAGUGGAUGGAAGGACAGAGAAAGUAGAGAGAGAGGGCUUGGAGAAGGAGCAGUUGGGCACAGAGGUGCUUCACAAGGAGGAGGAAGGUGAGGAGAGGAGGAAGAGGGAGUUUGUAAGUGCAGAGGGAGUUGUGGCAGCUGGAGAAGGUGCAGGGGUGACUUCUGGGCGAGGAGAGAGAGUGACCAGUGUGGUCCAGGAGAUACCAGCAGCCCGCAGGGAAUCUGUCAGUGUGGGCACAGGGAAGGGAGAGAUGGGUCCUGCAGAGUCUGGAGAACCCCCUGAGGUUGGUGUUCCUGUGGGAGGUGAGCUUGCAGGGAAAACAGCUGUCAAACACACAGAAAGAGAAAGCUCUCACACAGAAGGUGCCAUUGAUCAGGAAAAACCAAGUGAAACUGAGCUCAAACCUACCCAGAAAAAGAAAAGCAAGAAGAAGAAGGCAAAGCAGGGCAGCAUUCCAGGAGACAGCACUCAGCCAGAGAAAGCUGCAGAGAAGCAGCUCCGUCCUUCUCUGGUUUCCCAAGAAAUUCCAAGGAAAAAGGGUGAGGAGGAGCACUUUGCCUCCAGGGUGCCAGAGCCAAAACUUGAAUCCAGCCCUGAGACUGCUGCUGGGUUGGCACGAGACACAGCCAAGCACAAGGGUGGGAAAGGAAAGGAAACAAUUCCUGGGGAAGAUGCAGGAACCCCCAGAGAGGAUCUGGUGUUCCCUGAGCACGGGGAAGCUCGAGAGGUGGUGAAAGGAGGGACCAAGGAUGGUCAUGAUGCUUUGGUGGCCCUGAGUCUGGAGGAAAGGAUGGCUCAGGAAGACACCAGGGUGGAAAGCACUCAGGAUGUGCCCAGCACAGCCACCGUGGCACGGGAACUGCCCCUUGACUUAAUUAUCAGAGAGGAACCCACAGAAAUUCAGGAAACCUCUGCAGUCCUGGAGCUUGGAGAGGAGAACCAGCACGAGCAAAGAGCUGAGCUCAGAGCAGACCAAGGGGGUGCCCCUGCUCCCCCAAAACCCCAAGAAGAAGCCCCCCAGGAGAGGAGCAAGCAGCCAGGUCCAGGUGAUCGGGGUUUGCUCUUACCUGUGAUCGUGGAGGGGGAGCUGCUGGAAACCUCGAGGGAGUCCACCAGGCCGGCCCAGAUCAAGUUCAGCAAGAAGAUGUGUCUGGAGCACGACCAGAGGCUGAUAUCUUAUCUCUCCAUGCUCCGAGACAUCGAGAUGAGAAUCAAACGUGUGCAGCCAGCAGAGCAGAAUUUGGCAGCCCUGCACGACCUGAGGCAGCAAGCAGAGGCUCUGGGCGCUGAGCUGCAGGAGCUGAGCUUCCCAGUGAAUCAGGAGCUGGAUGCUGUGCAGAGGAUUGUGGCCAACCCCCCUGAAGAAGUCCCUGAGCAGUUGCUGAAGGCUUUGGAGAAGGAUGCCAAGAACCUCCAGAAGUCUCUGAGCUCUGCAAGCGAAGUCCUGCAGUCCCGGCUGCAGAACCUUCGUGGGGCGGCAGAGGCUGAAAAGGCUAAAAUCCUGGCCCAGCACGAGACUCUUGAGGGCAGGCUGCAGGAGCUGCUGAGCUGGGUCUCUGGCACCACGGAGUUGCUGGAUGACAGAGAUUUCCAGCAGGCCACCGAUGGCAGCAGCUUGAGUCACUGCCUGCAGCACUACCAGGAGCUGAAGGGGCCCCUUGCUGACACCAAGGCUGAGCUGGACGCCGCUGCCUUCGACAUCCAGCUCCUCAUCUCGGAGCACGCCCAGGAUUUAACCCCCCAGCAGAGCAGGCAGCUGCUGAGGCUGCUCAACGAGCUGCAGAAAAGCUUCAGGGACCUGUCAGAGCGUGUGACAGCACGGCUGGAGGUGCUGCAGGUCUGUCUCCAGCAAGUGGAGCAGACGGAGCAGGUGAAGACGCUGCAGGAGCAGCAGGCAGCCUGGGCACAGAGCCUGGUCGAGCUGAGCUGCUGGCUGGGCCAGGCUGAGGACACCCUGGCAGAGCAGCAGAGAGCAGAAGGGGACCUGCCUGCCUUGCAGCAGAGGCAAAGCGACGUCAAGGAGCUGCAGAGGAGCCUGCAGAGCAGAGCCACCUCCUUCGCUGCUGUCCUGAAGAGCACAGAGCAGUUCUUGGAGGAGAACAAGGCCAAGCUGGAGCCUGGGGAGCUGGCAGCACUGCAGCAGGACCUGCAGCGUGCCAAGGAGCAGUACCAGUCCCUGCAGGAGAGGACAGAGGUGGCCCAGAAGGAGCUGGAGAGUGCUGUGAGUGCUGCAGUGCAGCAGGAGACGGAGAAGGUGAAAGCUGCCAAAGAGCUGGAGGAGAACAGCAAUAAGAUCGAUUCCCUGUUGAGCUGGGUGGCAUCGCUGGAGCAGAAGGGAGGGCUCCCAGAGUACAGACCACACCCUGUCAGCCAAGGCACAGGGACACAAGCAGGAAAAAGCACUGGGGAUGUCCCUGAUGGCCACGCUGUGGGAGCAGACAGUGCUGCUGAGAGCCUGGAUGAGCACUACCAGAGGCUGAAGGCUCAGCACCAGGAGCUGCUGUCCCAGCAGCAGGACAUCAUCCUGGCCACGCAGGCAGCCCAGGCUUUCCUGGACAAGCAGGGGCCCAGCCUGGCUGGGGAGGAGCAGGAGAGGCUGCGGGCACAGCUGGCCCAGCUGCGGGAGCGGUACCCGGCGUCGCUGGCACGCGCCGAGGCGCAGCUCAAACGGGUGCAGCUCCUGAGGGAGGAGCUCCAGAAGUUCCUGAGGGACCACGGCGAGUUCCAGGCCUGGCUGGAGCAGGCAGAGCAGGAGCUGCAGGGGAUGUACAAGGGGGACAGCGACCCCCAGUCCCUCAGGCAGCUGCUGCGGCGCCAGGGGAGCUUCGCGGAGGAUGUGAUCUCCCACAAGGGGGACCUGCGCUUCGUCACCAUGUCCGGGGAGAAGUUUCUGGAUGGGGAUGCUGGGGAUGCUGAAUCCCAGCUGUUGAUGUCCAGGAGUGUGGUGAAGAGCAAGCUGGAGGAUGCCACGCAGAGAUACACCACGCUGCACUCCAGGUGCUCCAAGCUGGGCUCCCACCUGAACACCUUGCUGGACCACUACCAGCAGUUCCAGGAGGUGGCAGAGUCUCUCAGGACGUGGCUGCAGGAGAGUGAAGCUGCCCUGGGGAAGCUGCUCUCAGAGACGGUUCCCUCAGAUCUGGCCGUGCUGCAGAAGCAGCUUGCCAGCACCAAGCAACUGCAGGGAGACCUGGCUGAGCACCAGGUGCCAGUGGAGAAGCUCCAGAAAGCAGCCAGGACCCUGCUGGACAUCCAAGGGGAGCCAGCCCCAGACCACGGCCACAUUCAGGAAACAACAGAUGCCAUCGUGAGCCGCUUCCAGAGCCUCUCCCAGCAGAUGUCCGAGCGCUCGGACCUGCUGCAGAAAUCCAUUGCUCAGUCCCAGAGCGUCCAGGAGAGCCUGGAGAGCCUCCUCCAGUCCGUGGCUGAGAUUGAGAAGAACCUGGAGAAGGAUCAGCCAGCUGUGCUCACCUCUGCCUCCAUCCAGGACUCGCUUGCCACGAGUGUGAAGCUGAAGCAGGACAUUGCCAGGCAGAGGAGCUGCCUGGAAGCCACCCGGGAGAUGGUGACACGCUUCACCGAGGCCGCCGACAGCCCCGCGGCCUCCGCCCUGCAGGACAAGCUGGCCCAGGUGACAGAGCACUUUGGGAGGCUGUGCCAGCAGCAGCAGGAGCGGGAGGACACCCUCAAGGGCCUGCUGCCCAAGGUGGAGCAGUUUGAGCAGCUGUGGGAGAAGCUGCAGCAGUUCACGGAGAGCAGGACGCGGGUGUUGGCAUCCGGGAAUCAGCCGGACCGGGACAUCGCUCACUUCUCCCAGCACAUCCAGGAGCUGAACUCGGAGAUGAGGCAGCACCAGGAGGACCUGGCCACCCUGGAGCAGCUGGCUGAGGAGCUGAGCUCCUGUGGCUUCACCCCCAGCUCCUUCCAGCAGCAGGAGAAGCUGCAGAGCCUGAGGAAAGAUUUCCUGCAGCUACAAAAGGUGGCAAAAGACAGAGAAAAGGAUGCCUCAUCCUGCCAGGAGCAACUGGACGAGUUUCGGAAUCUGGUUGGCGCCGUCAGGAAGUGGCUGAAGGAGAGUGAAGGCAAAAUUCCACCUGCUGAGACCUCCCUGGGAACCCAGGAGCUGCAGCAGCACAGGCAGCAGGUCCAGGAUCUCCUGGAGGAAUGGAAGGGGAAGGGGCCCCAAGUGGAGGAGAUUGGUCGCAGAGGGACCCUCCUGGAGAACCUGAUCGUGGAGAUUACAGCCCCCAACACCCCUCCCAAGGCAGGUGCCACUCUGCCCACUCCAGGAGCCUCAGGAGGCAGCGUGAACGGAUACCACACCUGCAAAGAUCUGACGGAGAUCCAGUGCGACGUGUCGGACGUGAGCCGGCGGUACCAGGCGCUGGGGGCAGCGCUGCAGGAGCGCCUGCAGCAGCUCUCAGCCAUGCUGGACAGCAUGCAGGAGGUGCAGGAGGAGGCCAGCUCCAUGCUCAGGUGGUUGGAGUCCAAGGAACGGAUGCUGUCCGAGCUGGACGCCUCCUCCUCGCCCACCAAGACGGAGACGAUGAGAGCCCAGGCUGAGCACAACAAGGCAUUUCUGGCUGAAUUGGAACAGAAUUCUGGGAAGAUCCAGAAGGUAAAGGAAGCACUUUCUGGCUUGCUGGAGAAAUAUCCAGAUUCCCCAGAAGCAGCGAAGUGGAAGAAGAUGCAGGAAGACCUGAAUUGCAGGUGGGAGAGGGCCAGCCAGGCCACGGCUGCACGGCAGCAGAAGCUGGAGGAGUCAGCAACCCAGCUGGCCACGUUCCAGGCCACCGAGGCCCAGCUGAGGCCCUGGCUGAUGGAGAAGGAGCUGAUGAUGAGCGUGCUGGGCCCCCUCUCCAUCGACCCCAACAUGCUGAACGCUCAGAAGCAGCAGGUGCAGUUUAUGCUGAAGGAAUUCGAAGCUCGCCGACAGCAGCACGAGCAGCUCAACCAGGCAGCUCAGAGCAUCCUGACUGGCCCUGGAGAUGUUUCCCCAUCCACCAGCCAGGUGCAGGAUGAGCUCCAAGGGGUCAACCAGAAAUGGUCCGAGCUCACCGAGCGCCUCAACUCCCGCUCCAGCCAGAUUGACCAAGCCAUAGUGAAGAGCACCCAGUACCAGGAGCUUCUCCAGGGCCUCUCAGAGAAGGUGAAGGCUGUUGGGCAGCGCCUGAGCAGCCAGUCUGCCAUCAGCACCCAGCCUGAUGCUGUCAAACUGCAGCUGGAGGAGACCAGCGAGAUCCGCUCGGACCUGGAGCAGCUGGAAGAGGAGAUCUCAGAGGCUCAGACCCUCUGUGAUGACCUCUCCGUCCUGAUUGGGGAGCAGUACCUCAAAGAUGAGUUGAGGAAACGUCUGGAGACGGUGGCACUUCCCCUCAAAGGGCUGGAAGAUCUGGCAGCCGACCGGAUGAACCGGCUGCAGACCGCGCUCGCGAGCUCCCAGCAGUUCCAGCACAUGUUUGAUGAGCUCAGGACCUGGCUGGAUGACAAAAGGUGCCAGCAAGCCCAGAGCCAACCCAUCUCUGCUAAACUGGAGAGGCUGCAUAGCCAAAUCCAGGAGCAAGAAGAGUUCCAGAAGAGCCUCAACCAACACAGCGGCUCCUACGAGAUGAUUGUGGCCGAGGGAGAAUCUUUGCUGCUGUCAGUCCAGCCUGGGGAGGAGAAGACCACUCUGCAGAACCAGCUGGUGAGCCUGAAAACACACUGGGAGGAGCUCAGCAAGCAGGCUGCUGACAGGCACUCCAAGCUCAAGGACUGCUUGCAGAAAGCUCAGAAGUACCAGCGGCACGCGGACGACCUCCUGCCCUGGGUGGAGGACUGCAAGGCGAGGAUGGCAGAGCUGGAGGUAACCCUGGAUCCAGUGCAGCUGGAGGCCACUCUUCUGAGGUCCAAGGCCAUGCUGAGUGACGUGGAGAAGCGCCGGUCCCUGCUGGAGAUGCUCAACAGUGCUGCUGACAUCCUGACGGACGCUUCCCAGACGGACGAGGAUGCCAUCCGGGAUGAGAAGGCUGCCAUCAACCAGAAGAUGGAUGCCAUCACAGAAGAGCUGCAAACCAAGACUGGCUCCAUUGAAGAAAUGUCCCAGAGGCUCAAGGAGUUCCAGGAGAGCUUCAAGAACAUCGAAAAGAAGCUGGAAGGGGCGAAGCACCAGCUGGAGAUCUACGAUGCCCUGGGGCCACAAGCCUGCAGCAACAAGAAUUUGGAGAAGCUCAGGGCACAGCAGGAGGUGCUGCAGGCCCUGGAGCCACAAGUGGAUUAUCUGAAAAACUUCACUCAGGGUCUGGUAGAAGAUGCUCCAGAGGGCUCUGACUGCUCCCAGCUCCUCAGCCAAGCCCAGGUGGCUCAGCAGGACUUCGAGGCCGUGAAGCAGAAAGUCAACGAUUGCUGCGCCCUCAUGGAAAACAAGCUGGAAGGGAUCGGCCAGUUCAACAGCAGGGUCAGGGAGAUGUUCUCCCAGCUGGCAGACCUGGAUGAUGAGCUGGACAGCAUGGGCCCCAUCGGGAGAGACUCUGACAGCCUCCAGUCGCAGGCCGAGGACGUGCGCGCCUUCCUGGGCAAGCUGCACCGGCUCAAGUGCGACAUCGAAUCCUCCGAGAGCGAGUGCAAGAAAAUGCUGGAGGACGAGGGCAGCCCCGACCUGCUGGGGCUGAAGAGGGAGCUGGAGACGCUGAACAAGCAGUGCAGCAAGCUGACAGAGAGGGGCAGGAGCCGGCAGGAGCAGGUGGAGACCACGCUGUCCCGCGUCGAGGACUUUUACAGCCGCCUGAAGGAGCUGAGCCACAUGACCGCGGCGGCCGAGGAGAACGAGGCCCUGCAGUGGGUGGUGGGCACGGAGGUGGAAACCAUCAACCAGCAGCUGGCAGACUUCAAGCAAUUCCAGAAGGAGCAAGUGGAUCCCCUCCAGCUAAAGCUGCAGCAAGUCAAUGGAGUUGGUCAGGGACUCAUCCAAAGCGCCGGGAAAAACUGUGAUGUGCAAGGGCUGGAGCAUGACAUGGAGGAAAUCAACACCCGCUGGAACACCCUCAACAAGAAGGUGGCCCAGCGAGUGGCCCAGCUGCAGGAGGCCCUGUUGCACUGCGGGAAGUUCCAGGAUGCCCUGGAGCCACUGCUGAGCUGGCUGGCUGACACCGAGGAGCUCAUCUCCAACCAGAAACCUCCCUCUGCCGAGUACAAGGUGGUCAAAGCCCAGAUCCAAGAGCAGAAGCUGCUCCAGCGCCUCCUGGAUGAUCGCAAGGCCACGGUGGAGAUGAUCCAGGCGGAGGGCGACCGGAUCGCGCAGUCGGCCGAGCCCGCGGACCGGGACAAGAUCGUGGGGCAGCUGGAGAGCCUGGCCCGGCGCUGGGCAGGGCUGCUGGGCAGGGCAGCUGCCAGGCAGAAGCAGCUGGAGGACAUCUUGGUGCUGGCAAAGCAGUUCCACGAAACCACGGAGCCUGUGUCCGACUGGCUGUCGGUGACAGAGAAGAAACUGGCCAACUCUGAGCCCAUUGGCACCCAGACCGCCAAAAUCCAGCAGCAGAUCAGCCGCCACAAGGCUCUCGAGGAGGAGAUAGAGAGCCACUCCACCGACGUGUCUCGGGCGCUGGGGGUCGGGCAGGCUCUGUCCUCCCUGAGCUGUGCUGCUGAGCAGAGGCUGCUGGCAGAGAAGUUAGAGGCUCUGCAGAGCCGCUACGGCGAGGUCCGCGAGCGGUGCGGCCGCAAGGCAGCACUGCUGGACCAGGCUCUGGCCAACGCCAGGAUUUUUGGGGAGGAGGAGGUGGAAGUGCUCAACUGGCUGGCUGAGGUGGAGGACAAGCUGGGCUCAGUGUCCAUAAAGGAUUUCAAACGGGACGUCCUGCAGAAGCAGCAUGCCGACCAGCUGGCUCUGAAUGAGGAAAUUGUGAACAGGAAGAAGAACGUGGACCAAGCCAUUAGAAAUGGACAAGCUCUCCUGAAGCAAACCACAGGGGAGGAGGUGCUGCUGAUCCAGGAGAAGCUGGAUGGAAUCAAGACCCGCUACUCCGACAUCACCGCCGCCAGCUCCAAGGCUCUGCGCACGCUGGAGCAGGCCCGGCAGCUGGCCACCAAAUUCCAGUCCACCCACGAGGAGCUCACAGGGUGGAUGAGCAAGGUGGAGGAGGAGCUGGCCUCCAGCGGGGCACAAUCCCCUGCUGGAGAGCAGAUCCCCCAGUUCCAGCAGCGGCAAAAGGAGCUGAAGAAGGAGGUGAUGGAGCACAGGCUGGUGCUGGACACGGUGAACGAGGUGAGCAGGGCCCUGCUGGAGUUGGUUCCCUGGAGAGCCCGGGAGGGGCUGGACAAGCUGGUGUCGGACACCAACGAGCGCUACAAGCUGGUCAGUGACACCAUCAGGCAGAGGGUGGAGGAGAUCGAUGCUGCUAUCCAGAGGUCUCAGCAGUAUGAGCAGGCAGCUGAUGCAGAGCUGGCCUGGGUGGCUGAGACCAAGAGGAAGCUGAUGGCUCUGGGUCCCAUCCGCCUGGAGCAGGACCAGACAACGGCUCAGCUGCAGGUGCAGAAGGCGUUUUCCAUCGACAUCAUCCGGCACAAAGACUCCAUGGACGAGCUGUUCAGCCAGCGCCACGAGAUCUUUGGCACCUGUGGUGAGGAGCAAAAAGCUGUUCUCCAGGAGAAAACUGAGUCCCUGGUGCAGCAGUAUGAGGCUGUGAGCCAGCUCAACUCGGAGCGUUACGCCCGCCUGGAGCGUGCCCAGGUCCUGGUCAACCAGUUCUGGGAGACCUACGAGGAGCUGAACCCAUGGAUUGAGGAGACCCAAGCCCUCAUCUCCCAGCUGCCACCCCCAGCCAUCGACCACGAGCAGCUCAAGCAGCAGCAGGAUGACAUGAGGCAACUGAGAGAGUCCAUUGCUGAACACAAACCUCACAUCGACAAGCUGCUGAAAAUUGGGCCCCAGCUCAAGGACCUCAACCCCGAGGAAGGGGAGAUGGUGCAGGAAAAAUACUCCAGGGCUGAAGCCUUGUAUGCCAAGAUCAAGGAGGAGGUUUGCCAGCGGGCCCUGGCGCUGGACGAGGCAUUCUCACAGUCCACCCAGUUCCACGACAAGAUCGAGCCCAUGCUGGAGACCCUGGAGAGCCUCUCCUCCCGCCUGCGGCUGCCGCCCCUGAUCCCCGCCGAGGUCGACAAGAUCCGGGAGUGCAUCAGCGAGAACAAGAACUCCACGGUGGAGCUGGAGAAGCUGCAGCCCUCCUUUGAGGCCCUCAAACGCCGUGGGGAAGAGCUCAUCGCCCGCUCCCAGGGGGCAGACAAGGACCUGGCAGCCAAAGUCAUCCAGGACAAGCUGGAUCAGAUGGUUUUCUUCUGGGAAGACAUCAAAGCUCGGACUGAGGAACGUGAGAUGAAGUUCCUUGAUGUCCUGGAGCUUGCAGAGAAGUUCUGGUACGACAUGGCAGCGCUCCUGACAACCAUCAAGGACACCCAGGACAUUGUCCACGACCUGGAGAGCCCAGGCAUUGACCCCUCCAUCAUCAAGCAGCAGGUGGAAGCAGCAGAGACCAUCAAGGAGGAGACAGACGGCUUGCACGAGGAGCUGGAGUUCAUCCGCCUCCUGGGGACCGAUCUCAUCUUUGCCUGUGGUGAGACUGAGAAGCCAGAAGUGAAGAAGAGCAUUGAUGAGAUGAACAACGCCUGGGAAAACCUGAACAAAACCUGGAAGGAGAGGCUGGAGAAGCUGGAGGAAGCCAUGCAGUCAGCUGUGCAGUACCAGGAUACACUCCAAGCCAUGUUUGACUGGCUGGACAACGCUGUGAUCAAACUGUGCAACAUGUCCCCUGUGGGCACCGACCUGAGCACGGUCAAGGAGCAGAUGAACGAGAUGAAGGAGUUUAAAAUGGAGGUUUACCAGCAGCAGAUUGAGAUGGAAAAGCUUAAUCACCAAGGUGAACUGAUGCUAAAAAAGGCUACGGAUGAGACAGACAGAGACAUCAUCAAGGAGCCACUGACAGAGCUCAAACAUCUCUGGGAGAACUUGGGCGAGAAAAUUGCUCACAGACAGCACAAGCUGGAAGCCGCCCUGCUAGCGCUGGGCCAGUUCCAGCACGCCCUGGCAGAGCUGAUGGCCUGGCUGACCCACACUGAGGAGCUGCUGGAUGCCCAAAAACCCAUCAAUGGGGACCCAAAAGUCAUCGAGGUGGAACUUGCAAAGCACCAUGUGCUGAAGAACGACGUCCUGGCCCACCAAGCAACCGUGGAGACAGUGAACAAAGCAGGGAAUGAGCUGCUGGAGUCGAGUGCAGGGGACGAUGCCAGCAGCCUGCGGAACCGCCUGGAGAAGCUGAACUCCUGCUGGGAAUCAGUGCUGCAGAAAACAGAGGAGAGGGAGCAGCAGCUGCAGUCCACCCUGCAGCAGGCCCAGGGUUUCCAUGGUGAGAUUGAAGACUUCCUCCUGUGGCUAACGAGGAUGGAGAGCCAAUUGUCGGCCUCAAAACCCACAGGAGGUCUGCCAGAAACUGCCCGGGAGCAGCUCAAUGCCCACAUGGAGCUGUACAGCCAGCUCAAAGCCAAGGAGGAUGUCUACAGCCAGCUGCUGGCCAAGGGGAGGCUGAUGCUGCUCAACCGCGACGACUCCGGCUCCAGCUCGAAGACGGAGCAGAGCGUGGCCCUGCUGGAGCAGAAAUGGUGCCUGGUCAGCACCAAGAUGGAGGAGAGAAAGGCGAAGCUGGAGGAGGCAUUGGCCCUGGCCACGGACUUCCAGAACUCCCUCCAGGAUUUCAUCAACUGGCUGACCCUGGCUGAGCAGAGCCUGAACAUUGCACCACCCCCCAGCCUCAUCCUGGCCGCGGUGCUGGCCCAGAUCGACGAGCACAAGGUGUUCGCCAACGAGGUGAACGCGCACCGGGACCGCAUCAUCGAGCUGGACCAGACUGGCAACCAGCUGAAGUUCCUCAGCCAGAAGCAGGACGUGGUGCUGAUCAAGAACCUGCUGGUCAGCGUCCAGUCCCGCUGGGAGAAGGUGGUGCAGCGCUCGGUGGAGCGGGGACGGGCUCUUGACGAUGCCAGGAAGAGAGCCAAGCAGUUCCACGAAGCCUGGAAGAAGCUGAUUGAUUGGCUGGAGGAUGCAGAGAAUCACCUGGACUCAGAGCUGGAGAUCUCCAAUGAUCCUGACAAAAUCAAGCUGCAGCUCUCCAAACACAAGGAGUUCCAGAAGACCCUGGGUGGGAAGCAGCCUGUGUAUGACACCACCAUCAGGACAGGCAGAGCCCUCAAAGAAAAAGCCUUGCUUCCAGAUGACACUCAAAAGCUGGACAAUUUGCUGGGAGAAGUCCGGGAUAAGUGGGACACAGUGUGUGGGAAAUCCGUGGAAAGGCAGCACAAGCUGGAGGAGGCCCUUCUGUUCUCUGGGCAGUUCAUGGAUGCUCUGCAGGCUCUGGUGGACUGGCUCUACAAGGUGGAACCCCAGUUAGCUGAGGACCAGCCUGUCCACGGGGACCUGGAUCUGGUCAUGAACCUGAUGGAUGCUCACAAGGUGUUCCAGAAGGAGCUGGGGAAGCGCACGGGGACGGUGCAGGUGCUGAAGCGCUCGGGCCGGGAGCUCAUCGACAACAGCCGGGACGACACCACCUGGGUGAAGGUGCAGCUGCAGGAGCUGAGCAACCGCUGGGACACGGUCUGCAAGCUCUCUGUGUCCAAGCAAACCCGCCUGGAGCAGGCCCUCAAGCAGGCUGAGGAGUUCAGGACAGCCGUGCACAUGCUGCUGGAGUGGCUCUCGGAAGCGGAGCAGUCCCUGCGCUUUCGGGGAGCGCUGCCCGACGACGCCGAGGCCCUGCAGGCCCUCAUCGACGCCCACAAGGAGUUCAUGAAGAAGGUGGAGGAGAAGAGGGUGGACGUGAACGCGGCGGUGGCGAUGGGCGAGGUCAUCCUGGGCGCCUGCCACCCCGACUGCAUCACCACCAUCAAGCACUGGAUCACCAUCAUCCGAGCCAGGUUCGAGGAGGUUCUCACGUGGGCAAAGCAGCACCAGCAGAGGCUGGAGUCGGCGCUCUCCGAGCUGGUGGCCAAUGCAGAGCUUCUGGAGGAACUCCUGGCUUGGAUCCAGUGGGCUGAGACCACCCUGAUCCAGCGGGACCAGGACCCCAUCCCUCAGAAUAUCGAUCAGGUCAAAGCGCUCAUCUCCGAGCACCAGUCCUUCAUGGAGGAGAUGACACGGAAACAGCCGGACGUGGACAGGGUGACCAAAACUUACAAAAGAAAAGCGACUGAGCCUCCCCACGGGCCCUUCAUCGACAAAUCCCGCAGCAACAGGAAAUGCUUGGGGCAGGCUGCUCCCCCCAGCAUGCCCAUCAUCUCCCAGUCAGAAACGAAGAAUCCCAGGAUAAACCAGCUCUCAGCACGCUGGCAGCAGGUCUGGCUGCUGGCCCUGGAGAGGCAGAGGAAGCUCAACGAUGCCCUGGACAGGCUGGAGGAGUUGAAGGAGUUUGCAAACUUCGACUUUGACGUCUGGAGGAAGAAGUACAUGCGCUGGAUGAACCACAAGAAGUCCCGGGUGAUGGAUUUCUUCCGGCGCAUCGACAAGGACCAGGACGGCAAAAUCACCCGGCAGGAAUUCAUCGACGGCAUCCUGGCUUCCAAAUUCCCCACCACCAAGCUGGAGAUGACGGCGGUGGCCGACAUCUUUGACCGCGACGGCGACGGCUACAUCGACUACUACGAGUUUGUGGCUGCCCUCCAUCCCAACAAGGACGCCUACAGACCCACCACUGAUGCUGAUAAGAUCGAGGAUGAGGUCACCAGGCAAGUGGCCCAGUGCAAGUGUGCCAAGAGAUUCCAAGUGGAGCAGAUCGGCGAGAACAAAUACCGGUUCUUCCUCGGCAAUCAGUUCGGCGACUCCCAGCAGCUGCGGCUGGUGCGGAUCCUGAGGAGCACGGUCAUGGUCCGUGUGGGGGGAGGCUGGAUGGCCCUGGACGAGUUCCUGGUGAAGAAUGACCCGUGCAGAGCACGAGGAAGGACCAACCUGGAGCUGCGGGAGAAGUUCAUCCUGCCCGAAGGAGCCUCGCAGGGCAUGACCCCGUUCCGGUCGCGGGGCCGCCGAUCCAAACCCUCCUCCCGAGCAGCCUCCCCGACCAGAUCCAGCUCCAGCGCCAGCCAGAGCAACCACAGCUGCGCCUCCAUGCCCUCCUCUCCAGCCACCCCAGCCAGUGGAGCCAAGGUGACCCCCUCGGCGGGCAGCAAGCUGAAGCGCCCCACCUUCCACUCCAGCAGGACCUCCCUGGCUGGGGACACCAGUAACAGCUCCUCACCAGUCUCAACAGGUGCCAAAACCACUCGGGCAGACCCCAAGAAGGCAGCCAGCCGUCCCACCAGCCGCGCCGGGAGCCGCGCAGGGAGCCGGGCCAGCAGCCGGCGGGGCAGCGACGCCUCCGACUUCGACCUGCUGGAGACGCAGUCGGCCUGCUCGGACACCUCGGAGAGCAGCGCGGCCGGCGGGCAGGGCUCCCGCCGCGGCGCCGCCAAACCCUCCAAAAUCCCCACCAUCUCCAAGAAAACGCCCACUGCCACCGCGAAAACUCCCGGCCCUAAGAGAUAAUACUGUACCCGCCGCCCUCCUGAGGGAGAGGAGGGAAAAGCAAAGAAACAACAACGACAGAAGAAAAGCACCCAACCUGUGUCCAGUUUUUAACCCUGCUCCGUACAUUGGAUGUAUAUUUAUUCUAAAUGGGAGAAACUAUAUUGUUAAAAGUGUAAAAGAAAAGUUGUGUUAUGAAGCUGCCUUAUUUGGGUUAUUUUUUUGUUUUGGUUUUUUUUUUGGUUUUUUUUCCUUUCUUUUUUUUUUGUAAGUUACUAUUUUCAUGUGAAUAUUUAUGUAGAUAUUAAAAAAUUGCCUCUCGGUGACCCCUGUUUAGAGAGGGGCCUGGAAAACUGAAAUGUGGGAGAGAAAGAAAAAAAAAAUCAAGAAAAAGAUUUAAAAAAAAAAAAAGGAAGCAAAAAAAAAAAAAAAGGUCAAGUUGUGAAAGUGUAAAGAAAAACUAAAAUAUAAAUAGGAUUUCUGCGCGGUGCAGGGUGUGAACCUGCUUUAUCUUUUAGGAUUGUUUCCUAAAUGCAUCUUUAUAAACUUAACUUGCUGUCUCAGCAAGGUAAAUUAUAUUUAAAAGCAAAGACCUGAAUCCUGCAGUGUUCAAGGAACUCUCUUUUUGUAAAUCACAGAUACCUCAACCAGAGAAACGUGAGGUGAGGGGACUUGGGGCUUAUGUUUCCAUUUUUUUUAAAGCUAUGUGGUUUUAUCUGAAGAAAGCGGAGUUUGACUUUAAUAAAAUUUGCACACACUACAGCAAAGGCCGUGACAAUUUUGCUGUCUUGAAAAUACUGUCCUGACAACUUUGUUUUUUAAAGAACAAACCGAGGGUGAAGGGUUUGGGGAGGGGUUUGAGGAGGGGCUUCACACCAGGGUAGGAUUGCAGGUCUGGAUCACUGGGAUGCAUCCCUUAGAGGUGGUGGGCCCUCCAAAAUCAAGGAUUCUUCUGGAUUGAUGGCUUAGCCAGCCCGCCCCGCGGCGUUCCUUACACAAUCACUGUUUGAUCUGCAUCUCUUUGUUCCCUAUUUAUUAUUUAACUGGUCAUUCCACUUCCAGCCAGGCUGAGAUUGAUGUGAACUCUGCUCCUAGGAGAAAUCUGGACUUACACGCACAGUUGCUUGUCCUUGAAAUGAGUCUCACCAGCACACUCGCUGCAAGUCCUGUCUCGCUUUUGUACGCUCCUUUUUCUUUGUAAUAAAAUCCAACUGACCAAGUGACCGGGAGACGAGGGCUCUGCACAGCUCCUGUAUUUAUUAAAUAUUGUUCCUCUCCGGCUCUGACCGUGUUGCUGUGUGAUUCUCUCAAUUGGUUUCAAAUUGAGGCAAAACCGAAGCUCUACCAAUGAAUUGUUUCAAAGAACCAGACACAUUUUUGUAUUAAAAUUGCUUGCGGUAAUAAAGGAUCUUGCCUCCUG
Messenger RNA from Serinus canaria (Common canary), 23706 nucleotides. It is a transcript of the gene MACF1, whose product is annotated as microtubule actin crosslinking factor 1. Gene Ontology annotation, cellular component: membrane; actin cytoskeleton; cytoplasm. Gene Ontology annotation, biological process: intermediate filament cytoskeleton organization; regulation of microtubule-based process; regulation of focal adhesion assembly. NCBI's taxonomy places the organism in Eukaryota, Metazoa, Chordata, Aves, Passeriformes, Fringillidae. The record is from RefSeq and is a predicted model, not a curated record. Bases 27 to 22307 code for a protein of 7426 amino acids. Gene Ontology annotation, molecular function: structural molecule activity; calcium ion binding; microtubule binding. The transcript is spliced from 98 exons.